CUUCUUUCUUUACUCUUCUUUGUCUUCCUCUUCUCUUCACUUAUCUUUAUCAUGGCUGAUUUCAACGCUGUUGCCAAGGCAUUUGUCGACUUUUACUACGAGACCUUUGACCGUAACAGACAGGAGCUCACCCCUCUCUACAGAGAGAACUCCAUGCUUACCUUUGAGGGACAGCAGACCGUUGGUGCCGCUGCCAUCACUGAAAAGUUGGUGAACCUUCCUUUCCAGAAGGUUGGCCACCGUAUCAGCACCACUGAUGCCCAGCCCGCUGAUUUCGAGCGUGGUUCCAUCCUGGUUUCCGUGACUGGUUUGUUGUUGAUUGAUGAGGAACAGAACCCCCAGAUGUUCAGUCAGACUUUCCACUUGAUCCCCGAGGGUGGCUCUUACUGGGUAUUCAACGACAUCUUCCGUCUCAACUACGCCUAAAAAAAAAAGAGAGAAAAAACAAAAAGAAAAAGAUAUCUAUAUUAUAUAUCUAAAUAUCUAUAUAUCUAUAUAUAUAUAAAAAAUAAAUAUAAAAACAAGAACAAGAACAGGAAGAUGAAGAUGGAGGAGACGUGUAAUGAUUCUUUUCUUCUAAAGACCAAAUUUAUAGUUAAAAUAGAUAGGCUUUGUGUAUAUACUCUGUCUUGAUAUCGUCUAUCACCGUAAGCUCUCCGAAUUGGUUUUUUUGAAUUUUAAUCCCAAAGUCGCUUUCAUCUAAAAUCUGUGUGUGUGUGUGUGUUUUAUGAAAUACAAUAUUGGUUCUUGACCAACGUUCUCCAAUC
This is a messenger RNA of Phycomyces blakesleeanus NRRL 1555(-), 767 nucleotides long. RefSeq lists its product as hypothetical. NCBI's taxonomy places the organism in Eukaryota, Fungi, Mucoromycota, Mucoromycetes, Mucorales, Phycomycetaceae. The transcript has 5 exons. Bases 52 to 426 code for a protein of 124 amino acids. The record is from RefSeq and is a predicted model, not a curated record. Gene Ontology annotation, biological process: protein import into nucleus. Gene Ontology annotation, cellular component: nuclear pore central transport channel.